Nerophis lumbriciformis (worm pipefish) is the source of this 6609-nucleotide messenger RNA. It is a transcript of the gene alk, whose product is annotated as ALK receptor tyrosine kinase. The record is from RefSeq and is a predicted model, not a curated record. Gene Ontology annotation, biological process: regulation of cell population proliferation; multicellular organism development; regulation of neuron differentiation. Gene Ontology annotation, molecular function: transmembrane receptor protein tyrosine kinase activity; ATP binding; protein binding. Lineage: Eukaryota; Metazoa; Chordata; Actinopteri; Syngnathiformes; Syngnathidae. Gene Ontology annotation, cellular component: signaling receptor complex; plasma membrane.
UUCAGUCUCACAAUGCUAUUGGAUCAUACGUUUGUUUAUAAGUCACGCCUUCUGGCCAUGAACUCACACAACCUCUCAAGGUUUCCUUCGAACAACAUCUAUUUGUUUCAUUGGACCUGAUUCAUCAGAUUCAAGGGAGAGAGGCGUGCUGACAGAGACCACUUGUACACAACUGUGCCAGUAGACAGGGAGUCUUUGAGGGCUUGUGGAGCGGACCAGACCCGCAUAUCAAUCAGCGACUGGCUGAGUCCAAGCAGCGGAUAUCUGAAAGGGAGCAAGAGGGUGAUGGCCGUGUUUGAAGAAGGUAGGAAAAAGCAAACUAUAACAUAACAAAAAAAAAAAAAAAACGCUUCUGUCUUUGUCCAGCCACGUGUGCGCACAAGAAGGCGCAAGGAGGUGCGGGGAUUGCGCAUAUGUGCCAGACGCAGUCGAGUACGCGGCGCACCGUGGAAUUAUUCACACUGCUUCUCCCCAACUGACGACUUCCAUCGCUCGACAAUAUGCACGCUGGAGUCUGGCUUUCGGUGGUGUGUUCCGUGUUUUUUUUCACCGGGCUGCAGUGGACCGCAGCGGCGGGGAUGGAUGCCUCCACGGCCGGCCCCGGCCCGCAAAACGCGGGGAAAAGAGACUUAAAUCAGACGAUAAACUCGCGACUGAAGAGGAAAACGCUGGCGGUGGAUUUCGCCGUGCCCUCUCUGUUGCGUUAUUACCUGGCGGAGUUGGUGAAAAGACCCCUCAAUGGAGACUGCCAGACUUUUGGAGGCUGCUACACAGUUAGUGCAAACUUAAACAUGCACUGCAUCCCCUUGCAGAAAACCCUAUCUACUUUUGUCGAGCAGGGGGCUGCAGGAUCCGCCGCCAGGAACGCGUCCGGCGACGGACAGCUCCCUUUCUUUUCCAAGCGGCCGCUGUCCAAAGUUCUGAAAUUGGGUCUGACCAAAGCCAGCCGCAAGUCGAACCAAGUGGUGGUGGAAAUAGGAGAGGAUUUCGUCAGGACGGGCUGCGGGGGGCUGUCGGUGUACGAGGAGGCCCCCGUGUUGACCCUGGAAGUGGACAUCACGACUAUUAUGGAGUGGUGGCUUGGCGCGGACGGGGGCCGACUGAGGGUCCGGCUCAUGCCGGAGAAAAGGGCGCAGGUGCCCGGCGUCGAGGACCGCUACACUGCGGCCAUACGCGCGGCUGACCCCCGCCUCUUUCUACAGAUUUUCUCCCAGGGUGAGAUUUUGGCUGGUAGGACUGGCAUUCCUCAGGGGUUCUGGAGCUUUUCCUGGGUAGCUGAGGAUGACCUGAGCUUUCCCAACAACUUGAUGCCCAUGUCAGGUCCGCCAUGUGACAGAAGCAGAUCAUGUGACCAGAACCUUGAUCGUGUCCCAGAGUUUACAUGGAGCAUAGUGGCUACAGGGGACACACUGGAGGAACGCGACAUAAAGACGGAAAAGAAGGCAGGAAGUCCCCAAGGGUGGGAGGAAGGUCAGUUUCUGUGGGUGAAUGGUUCCUCCUUUGGGGGCCCCUGGGUGCUGAGUCCAUGGCUGUGGAGUGGCCCUGUUCCCUGUAGCUUGGACAUGGCCUUGUAUCUGCACCCCAAGCAAAGUGGGCAAUAUAACAUAUGGCUUAUUGAGCGGGAUAAGCCUCAACUUUCUCUCUUCUCCACUGACACAUUGCCUCGUAUUACAGGCUGGGCGGUUGCUCACCUCACACUGGGGACCCAGGGGGGAUCACCUUUCCGGAUCUCAGCCAGCUACAACCAGCGAAUCCUGGGUGAAACAGCCAUGAUUGAGCCCAACUUUACCACCAACUGCACCAUGGCUUCCUCACCGGGGUCUUUCAUCACACUUAAGGGUCAGUACCACUGUCACCAAGGACCUGGGAUCCCAUUGGACAAACUGUGUGACUUCAAUACAGACUGUCCGUUUGGGGAUGACGAGGGCGAGCGAUGCCGCCACUUUCUCAAUGGCAGCUACUGCUCUUUUGAAGAGGGCGAGUGCAGUUGGCAGCCGAUAAUGGGCCACAGUGUCUCUUGGAGAAGACUGCAGUCUCCAGCCAAGACUACAAGACAGAGCUGCCCAUCCUCAGGUGCAACACUCAGUGUGGAAGGGAAAGGCCAAGGUCGCUCAGCAUCACUAAGGAGUCCUCUCUUUCCGCCGCCAUUAAGAAACUCCCCAUGCACGGUACGUUUCUGGGUGUGUUCUGGUGGCUUAAAGAAGGUCUCGCUGUCUUUGUGGCUGGUGGAGAACAGCACAGGCCCUGAGGAGCAGCGCCAACUGUGGCACCUAGCCAGUGAACCCCUUUCUGAGCGGGGCUGGAAACUCUUUACGGUUCCACUUUAUGGGCUGGCAGACUGGUUCUGGUUACUGUUCAGCACUGAAGAUGGACCUGGACCUGGUUCCUCUAUCUCUCUUGACAACAUCUCUUUCAGUAUGAACUGCUUCCUGGCUUCAAAUGGAGAAUUUCCACCGGUGGCCAGCAGCACAACAAGGUUGGCCCUUGGACCACCAAUCACUACCACGCCUCCAUCCGUCGGGAUCCCACUGAUGAACUCCCACACCACUGAUUACUCCAAAAAAUGGAUUUUUCACACCUGUGGGGCUGCAGGACCUGAUGGUCCAACUCCCACCCAAUGCUCGAACUCCUACAGGAUCAGCAAAGUCAAUGUGACAGUGGGCACCCGGGGGCCUCUCAAAGGCAUUCAAAUGUGGCCCGUUCCUGAAACUGGAACCUACAGGAUCACAGCCUACGGUGCAGCUGGCGGACGUAGUGUUAUGGCCAUCAGCAGGUCACAUGGCACGUACAUGAGCGGCGACUUUCUGCUGAGAAAAGGAGAGCUGAUCUACAUCCUGGUUGGACAAAAAGGAGAGGAUGCCUGCCCCAAUUCCAAAGCCACGCUGAAUAAGAUCUGCCUGGAACAAAGCAGCCCGAUUUUGAAUAAAAGUCAAGUAAAGGGUGGAGGCGGAGGUGGGGGCGGGGCUACAUACGUGUUUAAGGUGGACAACGGGCUCCACGUACCCCUCAUCAUUGCUGCUGGUGGAGGCGGCCGAGGUUACAGCAGCCGAUCAGAGAGCCAGCUGGAACAGAUGGACUAUGAGCUCAGUCAACCGGGUCGCAAUGGGAAGUCACAUGCUGCAGGUGGAGGUGGAGGAUGGAAUGACGGCACUCCUGUCAGUCAGGGUGGCAGACCUCUGCUGCUGGGAGGGCAGGGAGGACAGGCCUGUCAAAAAUUCUGGCAGACACGAGGCGGCUUUGGAGGGGGUGGCGGUGGAUGUAUGGCAGGAGGUGGUGGUGGAGGCUACAGAGGCGGUAACACCUCAUUAAACGACAACCCAAAACACGACGGUGAUGAUGGUACUUCCCUCUUCGGUCCAGCAGGAGAGCCCUACCUCUACCCUCUCAAAGCAAUGGAGAGUGACGGAGAGGUGGUCAUCAGUCCAGUGCGGAACUGCAGUCACUGCGAGAGCCGCGAAUGCCACGAGAUAAAGGGAGACAUCGUCUGCUACUGUGACGAUGACCUCAUCCUGGCACCAGAUGGCGUGUCCUGCAUCAACUCAACAGAGGUGUCCCUCCUGCCUUCCCAGCCGUCUGUGUCCCACUUGGCUCUGGGUCUUUCUGUCGGCACCUCAGCCCUUAUCGCCGCCCUGCUGCUGGCCGUGUCUGGAGUCAUGAUAAUGUACAGGCGUAAACACACAGAGCUGCAGUCCAUACAGUUGGAGCUACAAAGUCCAGAUUGCAAGCUCAGUAAACUGCGGGCCUCCACCAUCAUGACCGACUACAAUCCAAACUAUUGCUUCGCUGGUAAGACGGCCUCAGUCAAUGAUCUGAAGGAAGUGCCAAGACGCAACAUUUCCCUUACCAGGGGUCUGGGUCAUGGUGCUUUCGGUGAAGUGUAUGAAGGUCUGGCUGUCGGGAUACCAGGAGAACCAAGUCCACUUCAUGUGGCAGUAAAGACUCUUCCUGAGGUUUGCUCAGAACAAGAUGAAUUGGACUUUCUUAUGGAGGCUCUAAUCAUCAGUAAGUUCAGCCACCAGAACAUUGUGCGCUGUGUGGGGGUCAGCUUGCACGCGAUGCCCAGGUUCAUACUGCUAGAACUGAUGACUGGAGGAGACCUUAAGACCUUCCUGAGGGAGAUGAGACCUCGACUGGAUCAACCUUCCAGCCUGUCCAUGGUUGACCUCCUGAAUGUAGCGAGAGACAUCGCUAAAGGCUGCCAGUAUCUGGAAGAGAACCAGUUUAUCCACAGGGACAUUGCGGCUCGUAAUUGCCUGUUGACGUGCAAAGGACAAGGCCGCGUGGCCAAGAUUGGAGAUUUUGGGAUGGCUCGUGACAUUUACAGGGCAAGCUAUUACAGGAAAGGUGGCCGUGCCAUGUUGCCCGUAAAGUGGAUGCCACCUGAAGCCUUCAUGGAGGGCAUCUUCACAUCAAAAACAGACACAUGGUCCUUUGGGGUUCUGCUGUGGGAGAUCUUUUCGCUGGGCUACAUGCCUUAUCCAAGUCGUAGUAACCAAGAAGUGCUGGACUUUGUGACUAACGGUGGUAGAAUGGACCCACCCAAAAACUGCCCUGGGCCUGUGUAUCGUAUAAUGACUCAAAGUUGGCAGCACCAGCCUGAGGACAGACCCAACUUUUCAACCAUCUUGGAGAGAAUCGACUACUGCUUGCAGGACCCGGAUGUGGUGACCAUGCCCUUGCCUAUCGAGUAUGGGCCCAUCCUGGAGGAGGAGGAGUGUGUACCCGCACACCCUGAUGACCUCUCGGGCGCUACUGUACUGGUGAAUGCUCAGGUGCCUGACGGGGGUCUCGCCCAGACGCCGCCAUCCUUCGCGGCAGAGGAGCACGCAGCUGGGACAAGCGCAGCGUCCGAGGCCAAAGCAAACACAGCCGCUCCGCCCCAGCUCUACCUCCUCCAGCACCAGCAACCUCACACGCAGACCUCCAUCACCAUGACGACCACUGUCACCUCCACAGCCGCCGCCACAGUCACCGCAGCGGGCACGGAGGGGGGCCACGUCAACCCGGCCUUCACCCAGAGCCACCCGGCAGAGCCGGAGAACGGCAAGAGCAGCAGUCUUUGGAACCCCACCUACGGCUCUUGGUUUCUGCAGCAGCAGCAGAGGAAGCAGCAGCAGAGGCAGGGGGGGAUGGGCGGCGGCGCCGGGGUGGCCGGCGGCGGCGCCAGCAGGGUGCCCGGUGAAGGGCAGGAGCAUGUGGGACGGACUGUGGCUGAGGUCGCCGGGUCUAUGGGUCUGCAGCAUAAGUUCCAACAUCAGCACCAGCUGCAGGUGCUGCACCAGCAGCAGCGGGGUCUCUGCAGACCCCUGUUAGUGCCCUCGUCCCCCGCCGCCCAGUCACCCCUACUUUUAGAUUCAGCUGCUUUGCCGCCGGGCCCCCUCUACAGACUGAGACGUUUCCCUUGCGGGAGCAUCGGCUUCGGCUACCAGGAGCAGGGCGUGUCAGUGGAGGCCAAUCCACCGCCGCCAUUUGCCUCCCAACAGGGGGCAUCAGCCGCCCACCAGAGAGCCCCCGUCCCCACCUCAGUGUCUCUGGGUCGAUCGGCGCUAUCAGAGGACAGCCGACCCCUCUUGGUCACCAUGGGAACAGUGCAGGACCCCCGCCUGCCCAGAAUGGAGGGGCACAAUGCCACCGUGCUUUAGCCAACUUGCCUGCGCCACUUUUUCACCCCCCAAGACUUUUCACUGUGUCAGGAAGGACGACUUGAGCCCAUCCUAGCAUCUUUUUGGCCCUCAAUCCAUCCCUUUUUUACUACAAAUGAACGUUAAAAGCACAUCAGAUGGCGAAACAAAUUCAAAAGCUAGUUUUUGAGUGGAAGAAAUGUAUUUUUUCAUCACGGAAGGGGAGCAUGUGACCUCAGAGGACAGACUUUAUAGCAGAGGUUUCACAGUUUUUGUGUGCGCUGACUGAUGGCUGCAGCAGCACUUAGAUGGACAAUAAUUCUGAUUUAAAUGGCUUUAGUUGGCCAACUUCACACUUGAUUCACAAACUCUGAUGACUGUGGAGACCAAUUUAAAAGUUGCUGCUGCCAGCCUCGUAUUUCAUUUCUAUUGCAGGACCCUCACCCUGUUCAUUACCCUCAUCCUUCGCCGGGAGGAGAAAAAAAAAAAAAAAGCUUGGCAGGUAACUUCUACUUUCUAUAUGUUGGAUUUACACACACAAAAAAAUGUGUUUGUUGAUGUUUGCUUGCCUGCGUGUUUAUUUAUUCAUUCCUUUAUUUAUUAUUUGGCUUUAUAAAUUAUCAACAUACAAGCGGAAUUAUUUUUUGCAUCACCUGACUAUUGUUUUCUUGCUGUUUGAAAAGGUUAAACUAGGAAAAGGGGAGCAGGCGCUAACAAAACUGUACAGGAGGUCCUCGGGCUCCAGGCGAGUUACGUUCCGAGUUUUAGUGUAAGUCGGAAUUUAUAUCAAAAUGUACUCUGCUUUGUAAGCUGCUUAGUUAUUAAAGGCCUACUGAAAUGCGAUUUUCUUAUUUAAACGGGGAUAGCAGGUCCAUUCUAUGUGUCAUACUUGAUCAUUUUGCGAUAUUGCCAUAUUUUUGCUGAAAGGAUUUAGUAGAGAACAUCGACGAUAAAGUUCGCAACUUUUGGUCACUGACAUACUUGCCAA